Molecule: messenger RNA, 1328 nt
Organism: Gaeumannomyces tritici R3-111a-1
Lineage: Eukaryota; Fungi; Ascomycota; Sordariomycetes; Magnaporthales; Magnaporthaceae
Product: proteasome component PRE3
Exons: 6
Coding region: 192-881 (229 amino acids)
Cellular component (GO): proteasome core complex
Molecular function (GO): threonine-type endopeptidase activity
Source: RefSeq, a predicted model, not a curated record
GUUGCCUGAGCUCAGCUCCGCUGGAGCUUCCGCCUUGUCUAGAGCUGUGUUUGACUGCAAGCCGCAGCCUCCCGAUUGCACUUGGGCACAGAAACUCGCAUCCUCCACGUCCAGCAACGAAACGCCGAUAAUUCCUUUGCUUCGCCAAACACCAACCGAACUACCCACGCACCCACACCGUGACAGCUACCAUGGAGUUCGGCAAUUCGGGAAUGUUGAAUGAAGAUGGCAUCCAUCUCGACAUGGACCGCCUGAAGAAGGGCGAAGUCAACCUCGGUACUUCGAUCAUGGCAGUCACCUUCAAGGACGGCGUGAUUCUAGGAGCCGACUCACGGACGACGACGGGCGCCUACAUUGCGAAUCGAGUGACGGAUAAGCUUACCAGAGUCCACGACACCAUCUGGUGCUGUCGUUCCGGGUCCGCGGCGGACACGCAGGCGGUCGCCGACAUCGUCCAGUACCAGCUCGGCCUCUUCCACAUGAUGAACGGCAAACCCCCCACGACCCAGACUGCCGCCGCCAUCUUUCAGGAAAUGUGCUAUUCUAACAAGGACCGCUUGUCGGCCGGACUCAUCAUUGCCGGCUGGGAUGAGAGGCAUGGGGGACAAGUCUACUCGAUCCCGCUCGGCGGAUCGCUGCACAAGCAGGCUUACGCAAUCGGCGGCUCCGGAUCGACGUACAUCUACGGUUACUGCGAUGCGAACUGGCGCGAGGGUAUGGAGGAAAAGGAGGCUGUGGCGUUCGUCAAGGGCGCCCUAGGCGAGGCUAUUAAGUGGGACGGCAGCUCUGGUGGUGUUAUCCGCAUGGUCGUCUUGACGGCCCAGGGCGCCGACAGGCACCUCUACCUGCCCGACGAGAACUACCAGGUGAACCGUCAAUAGGGCGGUGGUUCGCAAGGAAGGGAAGGCAAUGGUUGGGAGAGCUCCGAGGGCGCGACAGGCGGGCCGUUGGCGGAAUCGAGCAAGAUUCUCGUCGAUCGGACCGUCUCUCGACAGGCUGGCAUAUAGCAUGCCUUGGUCUAGACGGCACUUUAGACAUUAUGCUAGGCAGCAACGGCAGGCCCUGACCGCAGUACAUUAGGGGAACUGGUUGCUUCAGCCCCGAAGCAAGGCGCGCGGCGAUGAAAGAGGCGACAGACCAGCGACAGGGAGGACCGCUGUAACGUUAUGACUUUCCGACAUGGUGAACCUCCUUGUCUCUCCGGCGCGGCCCGAUAGAGUGAAGACCAUGGAGAUACAUCGGCAUCUCCUACUGCAUCAAUACUAGAAUUUCCCCCAUGUACGGCAGAGACAGCGCAGUUAUCGUGAUGUAAUGUGCCUGCCCGCGCC